CAAACGUAAAAACAGCGACAGUCUUAGCCCGAGGUAUCUACCAAUAAUACUUGAUAUUCAAGAAACAACAUUAUACUGAAAGCUUUAAGCCGUUGUUAUAAACAUUCGUCAGUUUCGAAACUAUAGUGAAGAGUGCACAUGCGAAUACAAUGUGUGCAUUUAAUAUUGUUCUAUUACUCUUUAUAUUCGGAUAUGCAAAUCCUAUUGAUAUCAAUGACAAGGAUAAUAAAGAAGUCCUUCCACCUCCACCACCAGAUGUUCUGAAUCAUGAAAAUCUUAAGCUGCUGCCGGAGGAGUGCGGUCAGAUCAAUUACGAUAGUAAAAUUCGAGACGGUACUGAAGCAGGUUUGAGAGAAUUUCCUUGGAUGGCACUUUUGGCGUAUAACACAGAAUAUGGUCGCCAGUUUAUAUGUGGUGGAAGCAUAAUAAAUGAAAAUUAUAUCUUAACAGCAGCCCAUUGCGUAGUGAAGACUGAAUAUCCACUUGUAGGAGUACGAGUUGGGGAAUACAGUAUUUUAUCAGAAAAGGACUGUGAAGAAAAGCAACCAAACGAUUGCCUUCCACCCCCUAAAGAUCUAACUGUGGAGAAAGUUAUAAUUCAUCCCGAUUAUAGCACAAGUACUUACGCCAAUGACAUUGCAUUGUUACGGGUAUCCAAAAUUAAUUUAGAAUCAGAUAGCAUUCAAGCUGUAUGUUUGCCAGUAUAUAAAGAAGUUAUAUCCCAAGACUACAUAAUGGGAACUGUUACUGGCUGGGGAUUUACUGACCCUUAUGGUAUCAACGUCGUCGACAAACUACAAAAGGUGUUCUUAAAGAAGCGCGACAUAGGGGUCUGCACCGAUGCUUACAAGGUCCAAUCCGAGAUCAAGUUGUCCUACAAACAGAUCUGCGUGGGCGGUGAGGGAAUUAAGGGUUCAUGUGGAGGCGACAGCGGAGGUCCUUUCCAUGUGCCAGCUCAUUUCAACGACGACGACAGGUACGUUCAACGCGGCAUCGUCUCCAUAGGUCAUCGGUUUUGUGGGACAGAUGGAUUCCCAGGAAUAUACACGAAGGUUACCUAUUAUGCCAAGUGGAUUUUGGACAGUAUUAAACCUUAAUUGUAUUUAAAAAA
Molecule: messenger RNA, 1111 nt
Organism: Anoplophora glabripennis (Asian longhorned beetle)
Lineage: Eukaryota; Metazoa; Arthropoda; Insecta; Coleoptera; Cerambycidae
Product: serine protease easter-like
Exons: 6
Coding region: 150-1097 (315 amino acids)
Biological process (GO): proteolysis
Molecular function (GO): serine-type endopeptidase activity
Source: RefSeq, a predicted model, not a curated record